This is a messenger RNA of Myripristis murdjan (pinecone soldierfish), 3177 nucleotides long. Its product is annotated as scavenger receptor cysteine-rich type 1 protein M130-like. The coding region runs from base 1 to 3177 and encodes 1058 amino acids. The transcript is spliced from 13 exons. Gene Ontology annotation, cellular component: membrane. Lineage: Eukaryota; Metazoa; Chordata; Actinopteri; Holocentriformes; Holocentridae. The record is from RefSeq and is a predicted model, not a curated record.
AUGGCGUGGCUCAGCAGGCAGAGCGGCCGUCUUCUUGGUUUGCUGCCCGGUUUGCUGCCUGGACCUGGUGUGGCUCUGAGGCUGCACAUCACUGAGUCCAAGUCAAAAGUGAGAAUCCUGGUGUCCUGCGAGCGCUCUGGUGUCCUCCGCUAUCAAAAGACGCAUGGAGGAUCAAGGCACGGGCUGGAGAUCUGCAAGUCUGUGAGGCUGGUGAAUGGGAAUAGUCUGUGCUCAGGCAGAGUGGAGGUGAAGACUAACCAGUCGUGGUCCUCAGUGUGUAAAGAUGACUUUGACCAUCAGGAUGCACAGGUGGUCUGUAGGGAGCUUGGCUGUGGGGCUCCCUCAGUCCUCCAGGGGGCGCUCUAUGGAGAAGGAGAGGCCCCAGUGUGGAGCAGAGAGUUCCAGUGUGAAGGCAGUGAGUCUGCUCUCCUGCACUGUAGAAGCUCAGGCUCAGCUAGAAACAGCUGCUCACCUGGCAAAGCUGUUGGACUCACCUGCUCAGAGUCUGUUGGUGCCAGAUUGGUGGGAGGAGCCAGUCGCUGUGCUGGUAGCCUACAGAUGAAACAACAUGAAGGCUGGAAACCAGUGGCCAACGGGGAGGCUGACUGGACCCUGAAGGCAGCAGCUGUAGUGUGUGGACUGCUGGAAUGUGGCUCUGCUCUUUCAGUAGAAAUGAAUGAUAUUUUACCAACAGGACCUGUAUUGCUUAUCAAUCCUUCCUGUCUGCAGUCUGGAUAUACAGUCAGAGAGUGUUUUGUAACAGAGCACAUACUUAACAGACCAGGGAGCCUGACGAUCACCUGUUCAGAGUCUGUGAGGCUGGUGAAUGGGAGUAGCCUGUGUUCAGGCAGAGUGGAGGUGAAGUCUAACCAGUUGUGGUCCUCAGUGUGUGAACACGACUUUGACCAUCAGGAUGCACAGGUGGUCUGUCGGGAGCUUGGCUGUGGGGCUCCCUCAGUCCUCCAGGGGGCGCUCUAUGGAGAAGGGGAGGCUCUGGUGUGGAGCAAAGAGUUCCAGUGUGAAGGCACUGAGUCUGCUCUCCUGCACUGUAGAAGCUCAGGCUCAGCUAGAAACAGCUGCUCACCUGGCAAAGCUGUUGGACUCACCUGCUCAGAGCCUGAUAAUCAGAUUAUCAGAUUGGUGGGAGGAGCCAACCACUGCGCUGGUAGGCUGCAGAUGAAACAGCAUGACGACUGGAGACACGUGGUUAUCUGGAGUGCUGAGUGGACCCUGAAGGCAGCAGCUGUGGUGUGUGGACUGCUGGACUGUGGCUCUGCUGUUUCAGUUGCACGGACAAGGAACUAUAUAGGAGAAUCUUCAUGGGCAAUCAGUCUUUCUUGUCUUCGGUCUGGAUCUACACUGAGGGAGUGUUCAAUGAAGUCUAUGUUUCUCCAGUCUGAAUUGGAGAUCACCUGCUCAGAGUCUGUGAGGCUGGUGAAUGGGAAUAGCCUGUGCUCAGGCAGAGUGGAGGUGAAGUCUAACCAGUCGUGGUCUUCAGUGUGUGAAGACGACUUUGACCAUCAGGAUGCACAGGUGGUCUGUCGGGAGCUUGGCUGUGGGGCUCCCUCAGUCCUCCAGGGGGCGCUCUAUGGAGAAGGGGAGGCCCCAGUGUGGAGCAGAGAGUUCCAGUGUGAAGGCAGUGAGUCUGUUCUCACAGACUGUGGAAGCUCGGGCUCAGCUAGAAACAGCUGCUUACCUGUUGGACUCACCUGCUCAGAGCCUGAUAAUAUCAGGUUGGUGGGAGGAGCCAACCGCUGUGCUGGUAGACAAGAGAUGAAAAGGCAUGAAGUCUGGAGACCAGUGCAUGUCUGGAGUGCAUCAGACAAUGACUGGGACCUGAGGUCAGCAGCUGUAAUAUGUAGACAGCUGGAUUGUGGCCCUCCUCUUUCAGUAGAAAUGACACUGGAGUUUGCAGGAACAUCCUCAUGGGUGCUCAGUCUUUCCUGUCUUCAUUCUGGAUCUACACUGAGGGAGUGUUUAGAAACAGGCGGUGUGACCUCGCUGAUGAAUUUGGAGAUCACCUGCUCAGAGUCUGUGAAGCUGGUGAAUGGGAGUAGCCUGUGUUCAGGCAGAGUGGAGCUGAAGUCUAACCAGUCGUGGUCCUCAGUGUGUGAAGAUGACUUUGACCAUCAGGAUGCACAGGUGGUCUGUCGGGAGCUUGGCUGUGGGGCUCUCUCAGUCCUCCAGGGGGCGCUCUAUGGAGAAGGGAAGGCUCCAAUGUGGACCAAAGAGUUCCAGUGUGAAGGCCGUGAGUCUGCUCUCCUGCACUGUGGAAGCUCAGGCUCAGCUAGAAACAGCUGCUCACCUGGCAAAGCUGUUGGACUCACCUGCUCAGAGCCUGAAGAUGUCAGAUUGGCAGGAGAACCCAGCCGCUGUGCUGGUACACUGGAGAUGGAACAACAUGGAGACUGGCAACCAGUGAUAGACUUUUUCUCUCCUUGGAACCUAAAGGCAGCUGCUGUCGUGUGUGGCCAGCUGGGCUGUGGCUCUGCUGUCUCUACAGAAAUCAGAGAGGCUCCUACAGAUCACUUGGCAAGGAGAAUAAUACCUCGCUGUUAUGGCUCUGAGUCUGCACUGAGGGAGUGCAUGUUAAAGAUGGACUCAGCCUCUACCUCUUACAUAUUGGAGGUGAUUUGCUCAGAUCUUCUAGUUAAGCCAAUCAUCUCCCUGUCUCCUUCCAUGGACGGGGUCUAUGAGGACCAGCAGCUGGAGCGUCAGGUGUUCAUCGGCUCCGCCUUCACCAUCAGCUGCUCCGUCCAGCCACAGUACCCCGGAGGCUCCUUCCACAUCCUGCUCGCCUCCUCCAACAUGAAACUCAGACAAACCAAGCCAGCUGUCAAUCACUCUGCCCACUUCCUGUUUACUGCUGCAGACCAAGAGCACCAGGGGAACUACACCUGUGUUUAUCACAUCGAUGUUUAUUCUCAUCACUUCUCCUCUGAGAGCAGGCCCCUCUCUCUCACCGUCUUAGUCAGUCCAACAGAUUUCCUCAUCAGACUGCUUGUCCUGCUGCUGGCUAUGACAUUGCUGAUCACUGCCCUCCGUUUCUAUUCCACGGCCACCAGGGGGCAGCAGCCAGGCGCAGUGGAGAACAUUGAGCUGGAUUACUAUAAUGUUGGUGGCGCUGAGGCUGAAGGUGAGCCGGGUGACACGGCAGCAGCUCUGGGGACAACGUAG